Messenger RNA from Talaromyces rugulosus, 1089 nucleotides. RefSeq lists its product as uncharacterized. Gene Ontology annotation, biological process: DNA-templated transcription. The record is from RefSeq and is a predicted model, not a curated record. Gene Ontology annotation, cellular component: nucleus. Bases 1 to 1089 code for a protein of 362 amino acids. Gene Ontology annotation, molecular function: DNA binding; zinc ion binding. The transcript has 5 exons. Lineage: Eukaryota; Fungi; Ascomycota; Eurotiomycetes; Eurotiales; Trichocomaceae.
AUGCCAAUCAUCUCUCGAAUCCGGUUCUAUGGAUCGUUGAUAAACUCUCUACAGGACGCUGAUCAUGGCGUCACAUCUAUCCUACUGGCCAUGAAGCUGGUCCUCUCGUGCCCCCAAGAGGCAAAUGUGUGCUCGGAGAUAUAUGCCGUCCUCAAGGAAUUCCAUCUUCGUAUGGAAAUGGCGGGACACCUAAGCAUCUACACUGUUCAGUCGGCAAUCUUGGUCGCCAUGUACGAGAUGGGCCAUGCCAUUUUCCCUGGCGCCUUCACUACCAUCUCUACCUGUGCGCGCUAUGCGACUGCUCUGGGCAUCAAUGAGCCACUACCAAUUCAAGGCAAAGCAUGGAUUGAGCAGGAGGAGCGAAACCGCAUAUGGUGGGCGAUUCUCAUCUUGGACCGUUCAAUAAACAUUGGCUUCCGGGGACGCCACCUCUGCAGACCUGAUCCUAAUGCGAACUCCAUACUACCGGUAGAUGAUGAUGCCUGGGACCAAGGGAUACUGCCCGAAAACCAAUCGCAGAAUGUCUUGUCAAUACCAAGCCUGAAAAAUGGUCGAUACGCCCGCUUAGCCCAAGCUGUCAACCUUCUCAGCCAGGUAUUCCGACACAUCUCAAGUUGUGAAGAGGUAUUGCGCCUAGACCUGGACAAUAUCGCACAGUUGGAGAGAACAAUAUUCGCAUUGGAGCAUCUUGCCUCAUUCGAAGAACGAGAGCGGAACAUCUGCUGCCUCUCUUCAAUUGCUAUUUGUUACAGGUUGAGUCACGUAGCCAGCAACCACAAGGCAGAGUACCUGGCUGACUUUGAAGAAGUUCGGUUUUACUCCUCCAUACAGCUGAAGACACUGGGCCAUUUUGAGAGAUUCCGAAACGGAUGGGGGAGCCUAGACAAAUUCCCCCCUCUUGCACUAGAUUGGCUUUAUCGAACCGCCGUGGUGCACGUCUUCCUUGCUUAUAAUGCUGAACCAUCCAAAUGGGAUAAAGAAAUCGAUGAGCUAAAAGAAGCCCUAGAAUUUGUCAGUCAGAGAUGGCGAGCAGCCACUCAUUAUCUGCGGCUUUUGGAGACCAGACAAGCGGUCAGGAUUCCGUUAUGA